UCAAAACUAUGAAAUGUUAUAACUCAUCAGAUUGAGUAUCAUGAUCGAUGUUGCAUCUGCUUUGGAAUAUCUCCAUCAUGGUUACUCAGUAUCGAUUAUUCACUGUGAUAUGAAGCCUACCAACGUGUUACUUGACAACGACAUGGUGGGAUACCUGACUGACUUUGGCAUUGCAAAACUUUUAACUAACAAAGAAUCUAUUGCUCAUACUACAACCUUUGCCACAAUUGGUUACAUCGCUCCAGAGUAUGGUUUGGAAGGCCUUAUAUCCAAGAGGUCAGAUGUUUAUAGUUAUGGUAUCAUGCUACUGGAAACUUUUACCAAGAAGAAACCUAAUGAUGAAAUGUUCACGGGAGAUUUGAAUUUGAGAAGUUGCAUGCAUAAUUCGCUUCCGAUGAGCUGGCCGGAUCACAUCAUAGAUGCUGACUUACUAACACUAGAUGAAAAAAACUUCAACCAAAAGUUACAAUUUGUAUCAUCCAUCAUGGAGUUAGCCAUGAAUUGCACAGCUAAUAUUCCAGUUGAAAGGAUGAAAAUGACUGAUGUUGUAGCAUCAUUGAAAAAGAUCAAACAGAAGCUUUGUUCCUGUUAUUGGAUUACCUAACGACAUGACAUCAGUGAAUUGUGUGGCUAUUGGAAGUUAAAAGGAUGGAAGCUCAUUUACUUCAUUCUUCAACAAGUUACCACAAUUUCGGAGACUACUGUUACAAAAUGCCACAGAUAUAGCUUGUGUACCGUUUUCUUAUUCUUGAUGAUCCAUAUUUGUUUAAGAAAUUAAACUUUAUACUCCAAUUUUGUGCAUAAUCAUAACAAAAUUAUUUUUCCUUGAUCUCAU
This is a messenger RNA of Lycium ferocissimum, 835 nucleotides long. RefSeq names its product receptor kinase-like protein Xa21. Bases 41 to 604 code for a protein of 187 amino acids. The transcript is spliced from 3 exons. NCBI's taxonomy places the organism in Eukaryota, Viridiplantae, Streptophyta, Magnoliopsida, Solanales, Solanaceae. Gene Ontology annotation, molecular function: ATP binding; protein kinase activity. The record is from RefSeq and is a predicted model, not a curated record. Gene Ontology annotation, biological process: protein phosphorylation.